This is a messenger RNA of Python bivittatus (Burmese python), 4020 nucleotides long. NCBI's taxonomy places the organism in Eukaryota, Metazoa, Chordata, Lepidosauria, Squamata, Pythonidae. The record is from RefSeq and is a predicted model, not a curated record.
AUGAAGAUUAAGAAAGCAAGGGGUGUUCUUUUCCUUAAAUGUUUUUUUUUUCUCUCCUCUUCUUGUUUCAGCUUUGUGUUCCCUGUAGCUGGUGGUCUCGGCCCUCAAGGGAUGAUUCCCGUGCAACAGCAAAGCUUCCCAAUGGUGUCUGUCAUGCAGCCCAACAUGCACGGCGUGAUGGGAAUGAAUUACGGCUCUCAGGUGCCUCCUGGAACUAUGACCGUGCAGGGUGGCAUGCCCCUAGGUCCAAUGCCAACAGCGGGAAUGCCAUAUAUGGGACAAAGUCCCUUCCUUGGAAUGCGUCCAUCAGCUCCUCAGUAUACCCCUGAUAUGCGGAAGCAGUUUGUUGAAGAACAGCAGAAACGAUUUGAACACCAGCAGAAGGUUUUGGAAGAAGAAAGAAAAAGGCGUCAGUUUGAAGAACAGAAGCAAAAGCUAAGGCUUUUAAGCAGCGUGAAGCCAAAGAUGGGCGAGAAAAGCAGAGAUGAUGCCCUGGAAGCCAUUAAAGGGAACCUAGAUGGGUUUUCCAGAGAUGCUAAACUCCAUCCCACACCAACUGCUCAUCCCAAAAAUGCAGAUCAUCCCACACCAUCUCAUUCUACUGUGUCUGUCUCCCAAACUACUGCUUUUCUUGACGACGAGGAGUUUAGUGACUUUAUUCAGGGACCUGUCGAAACCCCACCAUUCAUGCCUCCAACCUCUUCCCAGGCUUUUCAGUCUUGUCAUCCUGCUUCUAAGGCUGGGCAACGGCUUUCAGAGAAGGCUGUGGCCCUCGCUCUCCCUCCAGUCCAGUUUCCUGUAACCUCCAUCCUCCAGGGUACUGUGGGACCAGUACCCUAUUUCUGUCCUUCUCCGGCUUCACAAAACACUCAGAAAACAGGACAUUUCUUAGAAGACAAGCCUUUGCCAUGUUGGGCCUUGAGUGAAUUUGAGCAAGCUCAAAUCAAACUUAAGGUGCCUGAGGUUGAGUUCAGCGCUGCAGCUUCAGCUGUAAAUAGCACUGAUCCCAAGUUAGCAGCCAGUGGCAGGAAGUCCCUAGGGGCCCUCCCCAAGGGAACCCCCUUUCCAGAGGCAAACAAGGCUUCAGAACAAAACCUGCCAGUUGAAGAGUGUGGUGUUGGAGUUUUUCCUUCACAGGAUGCAAUCCAGCAAAUGAUGCCUCCGUGGAUUUACAAUGAUAAUUUAGUUCCAGAUCUUUAUAAGAAGAUUUUAGAAACCACCAUGACACCAUCUGGGAUAGAUACCGGCAAACUCUAUCCAAUUCUGAUGUCAUCUGGGCUUCCCAGAGAAACUCUUGGACAAAUCUGGGCCUUAGCCAAUCGCACCACUCCAGGGAAGCUGACAAAGGAAGAACUCUAUACCGUUUUGGCUAUGAUUGCGCUAACUCAGAGGGGAGUUCCAGCCAUGAGCCCUGAAGGUUUAAACCAAUUUCCCUCUGCCCCCAUCCCUACCUUAAGCGGGCUUCAGAUGGCCAUCUCUGUCACAGUGAGCCAACAGCCUUUGAUGUCUCCUGCGCCACCAGUUUCCAUGCCGCUUAGCAUAGGACCGGCAGUGGUGGGGAUCAACGUGGCAGCGCCAGUGGGUGGGGCCACCACACAGGUUUCCAGCAGUUUCAUUCAACCUUUCCCUGCAAACCAGGUUGCAAAAGGAGACGAUGAUGACUUCCAGGAAUUCCAAGAUGCUUCUAAGUCAGGGGGACUUGAUGACACCUUUACAGAUUUUCAAGGGGAAGUGCCUGGAUCAAACAAAACGUUAGCAACACAGCAGCGGAGCAGUGCUCCUUCAAUGCUGAUACCCCUUUCAGGCCCCAAAAUGACAUCUGCCGUGGAUAAAUAUGCUGUUUUUAAAGGGAUUGCAUCUGACAAGCCUGCUGAAGAUUAUGGAGAUAAAUACAGUGCUUUUCGAGAACUGGAGCAGCCAUCCGAAAGUAAAUCCAUAGGAGACAGCUUUGCAGAUUUCAGGUCCCCAGGAACAGACGAUGGCUUCACUGAUUUCAAAACUGCGGACAGCAUCUCUCCACUAGACCCACCAACAAAGGACAAACCAUUUCCCCCAUCUUUUCCUUCUCUUCCUAUACCGUCAAAACAACAAUCCCAAGCAAAGCCUUCUCUGAAUUUGGCAGACCUGGAUCUGUUUUCCUCAGCCUCUACUGGAGAGAGCCAAUCUACUCUCUUUCCAGCUGUGUACAGUUCCCCCAAACCAGCUCCUUUUGCUGCACCACCACACACAAUAUCUGCCACCGCCACUCUGCCAAUGCCAGGCAACAGUUCAGUCCUGGCUAGCGACUUUGCCGACUUCAACCUUUUUGGAGGGUUGUCAAGUUGUACUUCGGCUGCCACUCAGGAUGAAUUUGCAGACUUCAUGGCUUUCAAUAACAACGCUGUCUCUCCGGAGAAGCAGCUGGAUGAUAAAUACAGUGCCCUCAAACAAGAUUCCAACUCCAUUCCCUCAGCUGGCUCCUUAGUCAGUGCCGUGAAGAAUGGGCAGAGUCCAGUUGCUGCUUCCAACAAAUAUGACAUCUUCAAGCAGCUGUCUCUGGACAGCCCCGGGUUGGGAUUUGAAGAACUAAAAGACCAUACCCCUUCAUCAGUUAAGAGUGAAGACGACUUUGCUGAUUUCCACUCAAGCAAGUUUUCCUCCAGCUCAGAAAAAUCCCUUGUCGACAAACUGGCUGCUUUCAAGCACGCCAAGGAGGAUUCGGCUUCUGUCAAGUCUCUUGACCUGCCAUCCAUUGGAGGCAGCAGCGUGGGCAAGGAGGAUUCUGAAGAUGCCCUCUCUGUCCAGUUUGACAUGAAACUGGCAGAUGUGGGAGGAGACCUUAAGCAUGUCCUGUCUGAUAGCUCUCUGGAUUUGCCAACGGUUAGUGGUCAACAUCUACCAGCAGCAGAUCUUGAUGACUUGAAGUGUGCCCCCUUUGGAAGUUAUAGCAAUGGCUCUGUUCUGAGUAGCUUUCCAAGCUAUGAUUGGUCUGAUAAAGAAGAUGCCUAUCAGAGCAGAAAGUCUAUCCCCUUCUCCCUUCCUGCAGGAAAUGGAUCCUCCCUAGCUACCUCUGUACUCCAGAAGAAGGAGACAUUUUUUGGCAGCUCUGAAAAUAUCACUGUGACCACCGUUUCCAAGGUAACAACCUUUGCUAAUGAGGAUGCUCUCCAAGAUGUGAAGUUCUCAUCCUUUGCAAACUUCAGAGAUUCCAGUCCUCACUCAGUGGAUCAAAGUGAUGAUGAUAUUGAAGACUUUGGAGAGUUUGCCAGACCACUGGGCGAUGGCUGUGAGAGGCCAACCACAGGUGGACCUCAAGAGACUGACUCUGCCCCUGUUUCCUUAGAAGCCGGAAAAGAAGUUCUUGAUGACUUUGGCGAGUUUCAGAGUGAAAAGCCAAAGAUCAGCAAAUUUGACUUUUUACUGGCAACUUCCCAAGGGAAAAUGAAAUCCAGUGAAGAAAUGAUCAAAAGUGAGCUAGCAACUUUUGACCUCUCUGUUCAAGGUUCUCACAAAAGGACCCUAAGUUUGGGUUCCUCACCUCUACCACCCCUGGAGCAACCCUUUAGAGAUAGAUCAAACACUCUGAGUGAGAAGCCUUCACUGCCGGUUAUCCGAGACAAGUACAAAGAUCUUACUGGGGAAGUAGAGGAAAGUGAGAGAUAUGCCUAUGAAUGGCAGAGAUGCUUGGAAAGUGCACUGCAAGUCAUCAAGAAAGCAAAUGACAUCCUGAAUGGAAUCAGCAGUUCUUCUGUGUGUACUGAAGUCAUCCAAUCUGUGCAAGGCAUGGAAUAUUUAUUAGGGGUUGUUGAAGUUUAUCGCGUCACCAAGCGAGUUGAGCUGGGUAUCAAAGCCACAGCGGUCUGCAGUGAGAAGCUCCAACUGCUCCUGAAGGAUAUUGAUAAAGUCUGGAAUAACCUGAUAGGAUUUAUGUCCCUUGCAGCAUUAACGGUAAGGCACUCUUGAACAAUGGCCUCGUCUGCUAUAGGAGGUAGGUGGGGCCAGGACAAAAGUUGAAUUGGAUUUAAUUUGCAUAGCAUCUCA